AAAAGAAAGAGAUUCGCCGUAAUUUUCUGUUACAUAAUUUAAUUAUCAUAUUUACCAAAUCAAUCGUUAUUCUGAUCAUGCUUUUUAAAGAAGAAAACAUUUUUAUAUAGUGAAAAUAAUUCUCCAUAGGCAUAAUGGACAAAAAUGCAUACAUGAGUGACAUGAUGACUUGUCAUGAUGAUGAAGCUACAAGAACAUCUCCUUCAGAAGGACUGGAAGAGGGGGAAGUAGAAGGAGAGACUCUUCUUAUAGUAGAAUCUGAAGAUCAGGCAUCAGUGGAUUUGAGCCAUGAUCAAAGCGGGGACUCUAUGAAUAGUGAUGAAGGAGAAACAUCCUGGGCAGAGGAGAUAUCUUAUUACUGUGAAAGAUGUCAAAAAUGGUUGCCAGCAAGUCACACAAGAGAACAGAUCACCUAUCUUAAAGGUGAUAACUUUUUCAAGUUUACUUGCUCUGAUUGCUCAGAAGAUGGGAAGGAGCAAUUUGAACGGUUGAAACUAACAUGGCAGCAAGUUGUCAUGCUGGCUAUGUAUAAUCUAUCUCUAGAAGGAACUGGUCGCCAAGGUUAUUUCCGAUGGAAAGAAGACAUUUGUGCUUUUAUUGAAAAACACUGGAGUUAUCUACUAGGAAACCGAAAGAAGACAUCUACAUGGUGGAGCACUGUUGCUGGUUGCCUUUCUGUGGGAAGCCCUUUGUAUUUUCGCUCUGGGGCUCAGGAAUUCGGAGAACCAGGAUGGUGGAAACUUGUUCAUAAUAGGCCCCCUAUAAUGAAGCCUGAAGGAGAGAAACUUUCUGUGUCUUCUCUAAAAGCAAAAGGUUCAAAACUCUCUAUAGAUCCAAUCAUUACAGUGGAGGGGCUUAGAAAGCGAGUGAGCCGCAAUCCAGUAGAAUCUGCUAUGGAGCUGAAGGAGAAGCGGUCUCGCACUCAAGAAGCCAAAGAAAUAAGGAGAGCUCAGAAAGAAGCAGCUGGCUUCAUGGACAGGAGUACAUCCUCUACACCGGUCAAAUUCACCAGUCGAAACAGGCAUUCAGACAUUAUGCUUGAAAAGGGGGAGGUGGUUGAUUUUUCCUCCCUCAGUUCUUCUGAUCAAACACCUUUGACCAGCCCAUCUCCUUCUCCCUCUCUGGAUUUUUCUGCUCCGGGAACUCCAGCGUCACAUUCAGCUACACCUAGUCUGCUUUCGGAAGCUGAUCUUAUUCCAGAUAUAAUGCCACCUCAGGCCCUUUUUCAUGAUGAUGAAGAGAUGGAUGGUAUGAUAGACCCAGGAAUAGAAUACAUCCCUCCAUCCGGUGCAUCAGGGACAAUGAUCCAAAAGAAAAUGAAGCUGUCUGAUCAGAUUAAACAAGAGCUGAUAUGUGAAGAAGGAAGAGCAGAGAGGCUAGUCAAUGAUGUGGAAAAUCAUAGUAGACAUGCCUUCUUUCAAGAGCAAGGUCUAAACAAGCGGAAGACCCAGCAGGCUCAUAAGGAUUCUCAGUCUAAAUACACUUCUAUUGGUAUAUAUGAAGAAAAACUUCUUUUGAGGAACUUGGAGGCCUGUCUAAAUGCAGCAGACAUGACUCCUGAGGCUCGGCGGCUGAAGCGCAAGCUGAUAGUCCGAAAGAUGAAACGAGAGAGAGGUCUUCCCCUUUUUAACUUGGACGAUAUUGUGAAUUCUGCUCUUAUCUUGGUUGAACAGUUUUAUGGAACUAAGGAAAGACUUGCCGCCUAUCUGCCAUCAGAUUCUGCAGUAUACAAAACUUCUUGCCAGGUUUUCCGAAUCUUGGAUCGAUAUCAGACUAAAGUUUCUGCUGCGAAAGAGUUUCAACAUAGAACUACAACAUUUUGGUGCCGACUUGUAGGCUCUGAAGAUACGACUGAUCAUAGCAUUAUCAGUCCCUAUACUUCUCGUGUUUUGAAACCUUAUAUCAGACGCGAUUAUGAGAACAGGCCCCCAAAACUUCAGCUGCUGAUGGAAAUACGAGCUCAUUAUCAUAAGAAUGAUCCAAACUGGACUCCUGAACCAGAAGCCCCCAUUGAUUAUUGCUAUGUGCGUCCUAAUCACAUCCCGACCAUUAAUUCAUUGUGCCAUGAGUUCUUCUGGCCAG
Molecule: messenger RNA, 2082 nt
Organism: Thamnophis sirtalis
Lineage: Eukaryota; Metazoa; Chordata; Lepidosauria; Squamata; Natricidae
Source: RefSeq, a predicted model, not a curated record